Myotis lucifugus (little brown bat) is the source of this 3310-nucleotide messenger RNA. RefSeq names its product Kruppel like factor 14 (gene KLF14). Gene Ontology annotation, molecular function: RNA polymerase II cis-regulatory region sequence-specific DNA binding; DNA-binding transcription factor activity, RNA polymerase II-specific. The record is from RefSeq and is a predicted model, not a curated record. Lineage: Eukaryota; Metazoa; Chordata; Mammalia; Chiroptera; Vespertilionidae. Gene Ontology annotation, biological process: regulation of transcription by RNA polymerase II. Gene Ontology annotation, cellular component: nucleus.
AUGUCAGCAGCCGUGGCGUGUCUGGACUACUUCGCUGCCGAAUGCUUGGUGUCCAUGUCCGCGGGCGCCGUGGUCCACCGCCGCCCGCAGGACCCCGAGGGCGCGGGAGAAGCCGCCGGCUCGGAGGUGGGUGCGGCGGCGCCGCCGGAGUCCUCUCUGCCGGGUGCGGGGCCACCGGGACCCGCGUCGGUCCCCCUGCUUCCCUCCGUCCCCGCCCCCAGCCCCGGCGCCGUGCGGCGCGCGCCCCACCUGCUGGCUGCCAGCGUCUUGGCUGACUUGAGCGGUGGCGCCGGGGAGGGCUUCGGGGAGAGCUCCGGGGAAAGCUCUGCGCGCUCGUCGGGCUUCUGCGGCCCCACCCCGUGCUCGGGGCCCCCCCUGUGCCUCGCCGGCCCUGGCCGCCGACCGGCCGAAGUUUCCUGGCCCGAGCACUUCUCCGGCGCGCUCGAGGUCCCCGAAGCACCUGACGGCUCCGGAGCGCCUGCCGACCUGGAUGCGGGCUCUGGCGCGACCCCUGGCGUGGGACCGGCCCCUGCCACGGGUCCGGGGCCCCGUCGGAGGCCAGUCACACCUGCUGCCAAGCGCCACCGCUGCCCGUUCCCGGGCUGCAACAAAGCCUAUUACAAGUCGUCACAUCUGAAGUCCCACCAGCGCACCCACACGGGGGAGCGCCCCUUCUCCUGCGACUGGCUCGACUGCGACAAGAAGUUCACGCGCUCCGACGAGCUUGCCCGCCACUACCGGACACACACGGGCGAGAAGCGCUUCUCCUGCCCGCUCUGCCCCAAGCAGUUCUCCCGGAGCGACCACUUGACCAAGCACGCCCGCCGCCACCCGGCCUAUCAUCCCGACAUGAUCGAGUACCGGGGGCGCCGUCGCACACCCCGCGUCCACGCGCAACCUGCCAGCCUGGUGGACAGCUCCGGCUCCGUCCCCGACCAGGCGUCCAGCCUUACCGCCAGCCUGUCUGACAGUCAUUGCUGCUAGUCGUCCCCCGCCAGGACGACCCCCCAGCCAUACUACCCCUGCCUUCUUUCUGCCCAACCUUCUUCCCCCCGGUGUCGUGCUACCAAGGCACAGACUGGUUCCUCCGCUCUGAGGGUGGGUCCAGACUGGCAUGCUGGACCCUGGGGAGGGCCUGGGGGCCUGAAAAGAGCAGGAAUUCCUACACCACGUAGAUCAUCCUGAAAGGGGGAGGGUUGCCUCCAGGCAACCCCUGGGAACUGAUGAGAAGGGAUGAACCCCCCAGUACUCUCCAGAGUCCUGAAGAUUCUCCCUUCCCUGGAAGCAGAGAUGUGAAACUGGAAUUCUCAGGUGCCUGAGGAGCUCCCGGUCUCGAAGGACUCUGGUGUCUUACCCACCCGCCAGGGCGGACCUUGAAGCGUGUAUCAGGGGUGGCAGUCUUGGCAGUGUCCAGGACUGGGAUGGUGAGAGGCCUUUGGAAACAGAAAUGAUUUCUAUUUCUGUAAACAGCAAUGUUUACUAAUUUAUUUUUAGUAUCUUUUACACAGGGAUCCCAGGUUGAUGGGAGGUUGAAGUCCUCCACUCCCCAGUUGCCCCAGCGACCUCUGCUAGGAGAGGCCAUGCUAGAGUCCAUGUGGAUGUGUGGCUGGGGGAUGCUUCUUGGUGUCUGGGGAAUGGUGCGCGCCCGCUUUGCAGGUCCUGUUGCUUGGUUUAGAACCCUGCACUUUCGUGGUAGCCUUUCUUCCCAUUUGGAUUCCUCGGUGGGGAGGGUAACUUCUUGGCUCACGCUCAUGUGAGAUUGGUUUAAAAUUUGGGGAAGCGACCAGAAAAGCACCAGAAAUCAAGGGGUGGUCCAGGCUAGUGCCCCCUUCUCCCAGAGGGUGAACCCAAAUGACUUUGGGUGAGAUAGAUCCACAACAACAUUCAGGGAAAUAGGGCAUGUGGUUCUGGCUGCCCACUCCAAGUAAUCUCAGGUGUUGUGGUAGAUUCCGUUUAUUUCUUAAUGGCUAACUAGGGGGGUUCUUUCUUUUGGGAUCUGUACAUGUUUGUUUCAGCAACAGGUGAGUUGGUAGUUUGAGGAGGGGAAGGUGAGAGUGGCUUCUUCCAAAGAGCUGGCUGCCCUGGAUUUGGGGAAGGAAAAGCCAGGUGAAAGCUAUUAUCAAAUAAAAGGACCCUUUCCCCCCGCCCCCCAACCCUUGGAAUCCUUCCAAGUUACACCCUCAGGACCCCUCUUUCCUAGUGCAGACGUGAGCAUCAACAGUAUUUAUUUUUUCUAUGUGUAUCUCUGCUGCUAUGAUGAAAUUGUCUGCCACUUUGCUUCUGUGUGUGUGUGUGAAUGUGUAUACGUGUGACCCUUUCGUUAGAGAUGGGGCUGGAAGGCAUUUCCUGCUCUGGUAAGGUUCUCCUCGGCCCCCUCCUGAAAGUCUUGUAAUAGUCUGUCAGUCACGCUUGUGGAAGAUGCCAUAAUCUCAAAGAGCUAUAACAGGCAUCUAGUUAAACUGCUUUCCGCUGUUUUGCAGAUGAAGACACUGAAACCUAGAUAAGCUCAAAGUCACGUGCUAAAUUGCUGGCAAAAGCCAUGGCUAGACGUUAGGUACCUGCUUUCUAAGUGAUUCCCUCACGCUUGGUUAUCCUACCUGCUUUCUCUCUGGGCCCUCAGUCCAAGGACCCCUCUCUCCCUUCCUGCCACCAGAUCCCCACCCUCCCUAUUCUCUAUCACUUCUGUGUUCCUUCAAAUGUUUGGUCCCUGCUGAAUCCUUUGCUUGUUGUGUUUAACCUGAAAGCCCUUUUCUUAGCAGGUUGAGUUCAUUUCCUCCUUCCACAUCCUGUGGACUUAAAGUGGGAAUGACUCUGGCAUCUUGGGAGAUAUUUUGUCUGUUGACUUGGCAGGUUAAUUUUCAAUGCCAAUUCUAUUCUCUUUCUGGUUCUGGGUGUUCCCGCGCCCUUGAGAGAGUGAGUGAUAUGAACCUGACAUGGGGACUCUACUAAGUGCUCCUGUACUAAACGAGGGAAAAGUCCUUAAGCAGGACCCAAAGGCUGUGGCCUGUGACUCUGAAGAUGUUUAUUGUUUCCUGAUGUGGACUAAGCAGGGAAGGUGGCUCUCUCCUUGGGUUACGAAUGGGAAAAGGAGGCUCCCAAUUGCGGAGGUGGGUUUUGGUGGUGGGAAGAGUCCUCGCUUUGCUCUGUUUGUCUCCUCAGCUGGAACUGGAUAGGAAGGGCACUCCAGGCCCCCUUGAGGACUAUGAUGUUCCCUUUCAGUAGAAGAUCUGCUGUUGGGUAGGUGGACCGAUGAAGCUAACAGGAGAGACUCCCGCUGACUGUUCUGGAAUCUGGCUCAAAAAGUUUGGCU